Pyrus x bretschneideri (Chinese white pear) is the source of this 1814-nucleotide messenger RNA. RefSeq lists its product as uncharacterized. The transcript has 9 exons. The record is from RefSeq and is a predicted model, not a curated record. Bases 68 to 1621 code for a protein of 517 amino acids. Lineage: Eukaryota; Viridiplantae; Streptophyta; Magnoliopsida; Rosales; Rosaceae.
GUAAGGUUUCAUUUCGAUCAAUCUUUCGAACUUCCAUUCUCACGAAAGCGCGUGGAUUCAAUCGGCAAUGGAGGAAGAAGACAAACAGCCGCUCAAGGAGGACAAGGGUCCUCAACAGGAAGAGAAAGAAGAACCAAAAGGAGGAGCAGCUGAAGCACAAGUGUCGCCGGCGAAAAGUGGCGGAGGAUGGGGAGGUUGGGCGUUUUCGUCCGUCUUCUCAGAUCUCCAGAAAGCCGCCGAAGAGAUCUCCCGCAAUGCGGCUGCGGCUGCUCAGACGGCAGCGAAGAGCCUUGCCGACAUGCAAGCUGCUGAGGACUCAGAAGAAUGUUCCAAGGAGGAAGAAGGGGAUGCUGAAAAGGAAACCCAAGACGACACUGAGAGCCAAGAUGAGCAUGAAAAGCAAAGAAAGGCUGCUCUUGAUAAAUUGGAGAAAGCUAGUGAGGAUUCACUUUUCGGUCAGGGUUUGAAAGUGCUUGAUAGUUCCGUGGAGAAUUUUGCUACAGGAGCUUGGCAAGCAUUAGGAAGUGCAUUGAAAGGGGGUACUGAUCUAGUGCACAAGAUUGAGAAUUCUGCUGUGAACCUUGCGGGAUCUAUCCAGCAAGGUGGAGGUGCUGGUUCUACCACACCAUCCUUAUUAGAGACUGGAAAAGCUUUUACAUCAAAGGGAAUGCAAGUGCUUGAGCUUGUAGGAAAGGAAACUUUGGAUCUACUGAUCACAGAGACUGGUAUAGAAGUUGAUAAGGAUUCUACACUUUCUGAAAAGGAAACUGAAGAGGAUCAGUUAUAUGAGGAAGUGGGAUUUGAUCGGUGUUUCUACAUAUAUGGAGGUCCAGAACAGUUGGAGGAACUGGAGGCUUUGUCCAGCCAUUAUGCGCUAUUAUUUAAUCGGAGAAAAGGAAAAUUGUCAUCAGAACAGAAGUCUAUUUAUGAUGGAAAGCUUAAACAGGUGCAACAGAUUUUCAGUCUGAAUAUUGAGUUGGAUGGAAGUGGUGCAGAGUCGGACAAAGGCAAAAAGAAAAAGACCGGAGAUGAUGGAAAUAUCAAUGAGAUGAAGAGUUUGCAUGAUUCAAGCGUCAGCAAGGCUGCUGAUAUGGCGGCUGGGUUCACAAGUGCCUUAGCAGGACAAGCUGUGAACGAUAUAAUUCAAAGAACAACUGGUAGAUUAGAGAGUCUUCACUCAGAGGGGGUUCAUAGGCUGUCAGAAUUGUGCUGUUCAGCGGUAUCUCAACUGUUGAUGCUUGGUAAAUCCGUCAUAUCUAGUGCAAACAAAACUCAGGCAGAAGAUGUGGAUGCCGAUCUGGAGAAUAUUGAUUGGCCUGAAGAUUCUGUUGAGAAAGCAAAGAUAAUCAGAUCAAAAACACAAACAAUGACAGGAUAUGUGGAGGCAGUGUCUAGCAGUUUCGUCACAGGUAUAUCUGAUGUUGCAGAAGCUUAUCUAGCAGCCAUAAAGGGCGCUUCUGAGGAAUCCCACGAAGUGCUCCCACAUACAUCGAUCCAAGAAAAAGCAAGUUCUUUCUCUAAACACCUUCGUGAUGACCAGACCACAGCUUUGAGCAAAAUCCAGGAUGGGCUACACUACUUGUCGUACGUUGUCAUUUCAACCUCUAUGCCUGCAGCGUGAGAGACCUCAAAUCUUUAAGCUCUCUGUUUAGUUUUGUAAAUAGUCGGCAUUUAGAGUGAGUUUAAGUUUUCACAUCGUUUCAAGUGUUAUACGAAAUUGAAGUUCUUAGAACUGUAAAACAAUCAGCAACUUGUAACAAUAAGGUAGAAAUUAUACGUUUGCAUUAAUUAAAGUUUUGUUGAUUUAAUUUCUA